AUUUUAAUGAAAAAAUUAAUUAUUUUCACCGUUUUUAUAGUGGUUAUUUGUGGUUAACAAGAUUUAGCAGAAGCAUUCACACAACUGUCUUCAAGUGACCCUGAUAGAACAAAACUUAACUGGCCCAAUUUAUCAUAAGCUAUUUCAGAUUUAUUAUGUGAUGUUCAAAAUGUUAGAUAAAUUGAGAGUGAUACAAAUUAAUAAAAAUCGGCAUUACUUUAAAAAGUAAGCAAUAAAUUAAUAUAAAAAGUUAAUAAUUUUACACGAUAGAACUAUAAGUUAAAUAAAAGUAGAUUUAGCAAAACAUAAAUCAAAACUCAAUGAUCAAUUAAGUCCUUAUAAAAAUGAAUUAGAUGAGGCGUUGAGAUAUAGAGCAGGGAUUUUGGAUCAAUAAAAAUAGGAUUUGAAGAUAAAUGAUGCAGAUUUUACAAAGAUGAAAGAAUCAGCAAAAUAAGAAAUGGAUGAUGUUAGUAUAGCUUUAUAAUCUGUGGAUUCAGUAUUAAAAUUUACAUAUAUUUUAGAUGAGAAAAUAAGUUAAGGAAUUAUUACAAGGAGGUUCAGGAGGAAAUUCAUUUGUAGAAAUUAAGAGUUCUUUAGAAGAAUUUCAUACAAAGAUAACUUCAUUAGCUAAAUCAGAUUCUCCUCUUUUGACUUUAGCAAGUUCACUUGAGGAACUAUUGCAAUUAGAUUUUAAGGACAGAAAAGUUUUAAAGGACCUUGAAUAAUUGUUAGAUUAAUUUUGGAUGAAUACAAUUGAUUAUAGAAUAGAAUUAAUAAGUUAAGCAAAUAGAAAUUAAUAAUUAUAUGAAGACAGAAGAUAAGCAAUUUUAUAAGACAAAGAUACAACAAUUGAACUUUAUAAUUCAAAAAUUGAGGAAUAUAAUACUAUUUUUGAUGAGAUAUAAAAUAUUUAAACAUAUAUAGAGAAUAGAUAAAAGGAUUUAGAUGAUAGUGGAAAUUCAUAAGAUUUUUUUAAGAAUAUUUGGGGUUUGAAUGAAGGGAUAACAAAUACAGUUGAUAAGUCAUUAAUUAGUAAGGCAUCAGCAAUUUAAGAUGCAUUAAAAUAAAUAGGUAAUGGAGUAAGUUUUUAAGAGAGAUGAGUUGC
Paramecium sonneborni is the source of this 1105-nucleotide messenger RNA. Lineage: Eukaryota; Ciliophora; Oligohymenophorea; Peniculida; Parameciidae. The record is from the annotation of a GenBank genome assembly.